Dendroctonus ponderosae (mountain pine beetle) is the source of this 952-nucleotide messenger RNA. RefSeq names its product probable protein BRICK1-A (gene HSPC300). The record is from RefSeq and is a predicted model, not a curated record. Gene Ontology annotation, molecular function: protein-containing complex binding. Gene Ontology annotation, biological process: cell motility; regulation of actin polymerization or depolymerization; actin filament organization. The transcript is spliced from 3 exons. Bases 1 to 246 code for a protein of 81 amino acids. Gene Ontology annotation, cellular component: SCAR complex. Lineage: Eukaryota; Metazoa; Arthropoda; Insecta; Coleoptera; Curculionidae.
AUGUCAGCGACAGAUAAAGAAAACGAAGACGACGAACAUGUUCUAGGACCAAUUCAACAAGAUUGGGGAAAUCGAGAAUAUAUCGAGGUAGUCAGCAUUAGCAUUAAGAAAAUUACCGAUUUUCUGAACUCCUUUGACCUGUCUUGUCGCUCCAAACUGGCUGGAUUAAACGAAAAACUCACAAUUUUGGAGAGAAAAAUCGAUUAUUUAGAGGCCUGUGUUACCAAAGGUGAAACGCUUACAUGAAAAUAUCCCUCAACCUACACAUUUUCUUUCUAAUCCAACACCUGCUACCAAAUGGCACUGACAUCUUCCUUGACCACUUGCAAAAACAUUAUAUACAACUUCUCAAAAAGCUCGCUAUUUCACUGGGUAAACCUGCAGUUCAAUGUCGUGGAUGAGGAACGGCGAAAGAUUGUAGGCCCUGACCGUAGUUGUGCCGAGUGGAUAUUACGCAACGGAGGCAAAGUAAAAUGGGCUAAUACUACAGAAUUCGAGGCAGACUACAAUCAACUACCAAAAGAAGAAGUUUCCUUAAAACUGCAGGAAAUUGAUGCGACCGGAAGCACUAUAAUGACCAAUGGUUUUGAACAUCUCAAGGACUGCAAACACCUCAACAAAUUCAUUUUAGACGAGUGCUCCUAUCUAGAAAACCCUGCCCUAAAGGAGCUUCAUUACGUGCGGGAUAGUUUGCUGUUUUUACAAGUGUCUAGGUGUGGCAAUAUUACCGAAACAGGACUUUUACAUUUAGUCAGCUUGCAAAAGUUGAAAACUUUAAUCAUUUUCGGGCUACCCUACGUCAAGGAAAGGAUUAAGAUAUUGGACACUCUAAAGAACGACAUGAAACAAUGUGAAGUUACUUUUAAUGAGUAGGUUUUUAGAAUGUAGGUGGAAUUAGCGUAAAUACAAUAGUCAUCCUAUUCCAAUUUAAAAAAUAUAUAUUUACACAGUU